This is a messenger RNA of Phanerochaete carnosa HHB-10118-sp, 2982 nucleotides long. RefSeq lists its product as uncharacterized. The record is from RefSeq and is a predicted model, not a curated record. Lineage: Eukaryota; Fungi; Basidiomycota; Agaricomycetes; Polyporales; Phanerochaetaceae. Bases 152 to 2743 code for a protein of 863 amino acids. Gene Ontology annotation, biological process: proteolysis. Gene Ontology annotation, molecular function: metalloexopeptidase activity. The transcript has 17 exons.
GUCUCUUCUCCCUAUCGACCCAAACGAACCAUACAAGCCUGCUUGACGACGCUGAAGCGCUGCUCAGGUUGUGCUGCACGUCUGGAACGUUCUCUUAGCUGUUGUAUACGUAGAGGCAAAUUGAAGACCUCUACCGAGGCAAUAACGCCGAAUGGCACCUUCAACAACAGCUCGCGCUCGCUGGGGACCCAUACGCUCGUUGCUGUGCCUCUCCCCGCUCUUCAUUGCUGCGCCAUGGCUUGCAUAUAGGGAGCAUCGAGCCCUGCCAGAGCCCGUCGUAGACUUGAUUAAUCCACAGACCGCUCUCCCACAAUUAUCCGAGGCGCAGAUGCUCGCACACGCGAAAUACUUGUCAGAAGACAUUGGAUACCGCACGGUCGGGACGCGUGAGCAUGCGCUUGGUGACGCAUGGAUGUUCGCGCGUGCAGAGGAGCUGAAGGCACAGUGCGACGAAAUUGUGAAGUCUGUGCCUGGUCGGAAGCUGGAAUGCGAGAUUUGGCGGCAGGAGGGCAGUGGGCAUCAUCGCUUCGAUAUCAUGGCGAAACGGCUGUACAAGACCUACGUAAACCUCUCGAACAUCAUUGUGCGCGUGUCGGACGGAACAAAGGCGGGCAAAGAACAUGCAGUGCUGGUCAACUCGCACCUUGACAGCACGCUGCCAUCGCCCGGUGCCGCGGAUGAUGCGCUUGCUGUCGGUGUCAUGCUGGAAUGUAUUCGGGUUUUGAUCAACACGCCUGGGUGGGAACCGAAACAUGCCGUUAUCUUCUUGUUCAACAACGCUGAGGAGUCGUUGCAAGAUGGAUCGCAUUUGUUCUCUACACAGCAUCCUAUAGCAAACACUGUGCGGGCAGCGAUCAACUUGGAAGCUGCUGGAUCCACGGGCCCCACGCUACUGUUUCAGGCUACGUCUGAACAGAUGAUUCAAGCAUAUUCGCGAGUUCCGAGACCGUGUGGCACCGUCGUCGCGAGCGAGGUCUUCAGCUCGGGAGUUAUGUUGUCAGACACGGAUUUCAGGCAGUUCGAACUCUACUUGAACGUCACGGGACUGGAUAUGGCCGUCGUCGGAAACAGCUAUCUCUAUCAUAUGCGAAAGGAUCUCGUGGAGAACAUUGAACCUGGCGUCGCACAACACAUGGGCGACAACACUCUUGCGCUCCUCCAAUUCUUAUCGUCUUCUGAGUCCCCGCUGCCAUCGCUAACAGCUGGCUAUGCUAGGCCUACGACCGUUUACUUCCAGAGCUUCAGAUACUUCAUCGUAUACUCUUUCGACACCGCCAAGAUCCUCUACUCCUUUCUCUUCGGCCUCUCGGCGUCGUUCUCGGUGCUGACAUAUAGUCCUCCCGCACCUGCGCUGAAGCAGCCACGAGGUUUUAUCGGCGAUCAUCUGCGAGGAUCCUUCGCCGUUGGUUGCGCCGUUGUUGGUGCUGCUGUUGGCGCAAACGUCGUAGCUUUCAUUAUGGCUGAGGUGCUGAAGAAGCCGCUGAGCUGGUUUUCGGAUGAGCUUUCUUGUGUAUUGCUCUAUGGCCCAGCUGCUUUGGCAGGUGCUCUAGUAUCUCAGCUCUUCGUGCCGAGCGUCCGCGAGAGGACGGUCUUCACCUCCUUGCUGCUGACACAAAGUGCCCUUGCAUGGGGUAUCCAGAGCAUCGGCAUCGGCUCUGCCGCCUUGUUCUUCCUCUCCAGUCUGCCGCUAUGCCUGGCCUUACUUCUCAAUUCCCUCAUCUCGACCGGACCUGAUGUCUCUCUAUGGAGCUACGCCAUCGGACAGCUCACCCCGCUGACGACUGGUUUCCAACUGGCGUUUGAACUGUUGAACGUAUUCGUGCCUUUGACAGGACGCAUGGGUGGGGAGGCCCCGGCUGAACAUAUCAUUGCCACUAUCGUCGCCGUCGUAGGUUCAUACGUCCUUCCUCUUCUGAUCCCCUUCAUCCACCGCUAUGAUCGUGGCGUUCUUGUGCGGUCUAUUGCCCUCGUCUCGAUGGCCACUGCCGUUUCCAUCGCGGUGUUCUCGGCGCGGAACCCCUUUGACGCUAUGCAUCAAAAGCGUUUAUUUGUCAUUCACAUGGAGAACAUCACGAGUCAGGAACAGCACUUGCACAUUGCCGCGGCAGACAGUGCGCCAGGCUUUGAUGCCCUCGCGCACGACAUCGCUGAACGCUUCGGGGUUUCGGGAGUGCCGCCGACUCCGGUGAUCAUGAACGACUGGAACGCAGACUGGGACACCAUCUAUCCUUUCUCGACGUUCAUCACCCCGUACAAGAUGGAGUUACCUCUCAAAGAGGAGUACAUGGAUCUCUUGGACUACUCCUUCGCUGUCAGCGCUGUCAAUGACCACAUCGACACCGCCGCGGGUACGAGGAAGCUCACCCUCAAGGUCACACACCCUGGUAUCAUUUGGACGGCCGUCGCCUUUGAUGCAAACGUGCUCGAAUGGGAUCUUGACGACAGUCCGCCAGAUGAGCUCGCGCGGCACCACAUCAAGGAGGGUUCCUUCUAUGGGCAUGAUACCUGGACGGUCGACCUCCUGGUGAAGCUCGCGCCUGAGGGCCCCGCAGACGGCAAGAUCCGGGUCGACUUCGUCGGUAUCCACGAGAAGGCGAUGUGGCCAGGCAAGCGGGCGGAGAAGCACCUCGGUGGACGCGCGAUGAAGCUGUUUGAGGAGCUCGAUGGCUGGCUGGACGAGACGACCGGCGGGACUGUCGACGCGACGCUUUUGGGAUGCGUUGGUGGGGUUGCAUGGGUGUAGUAACUCUGACGGGGCUUCGUCUGGUGUUUGAUAUCAUAGAUUCCUGUUCCGCUAUCCCAUGCUAACGCUAACCGUUACGACACUACAUUCUGCCUGUCACUGUGUUCUGUAGGUUGGCGGUGUUUUCAUUUUCCGCUGCCUCCAAACCAUUAUUCAUCUUCUGAGACAUUUCAGUCUGCACACUGAUUUGGCCGUUGAUUAUCCUAGCUAUGUGGGUGAAAUAUACAUGCUUACUUCAC